CUUCUUGAUGGCACCGUGGUAGCAUCGGCUGUGGCAAGCCCUGUUUUGUGGCAGAAGGACUGUGUGAAGGGCCCGGAGGUAUGGUGUCAGAGUGUUCGGACAGCAUCGCAGUGCGGAGCGGUGAAACACUGCCAGCAGAAUGUCUGGAACAAGCCUACUGUAAACAGUAUUCCCUGUGACUUGUGUAAGGAACUUGUGACGGUGGCUGGCAGGGUUUUGAAGGAUAAUGGCACAGAGGAUGAGAUCCGUUCUUACUUGGAAAAGACGUGCGAGUUUCUUCCUGACCAAGAGCUGGUCUCUGAGUGCAAAGAAAUUGUGGAUUCCUACCUACCAGUUGUCAUGGAUAUGAUUAAAGAAGAACUAGAUAAACCUGAAGUUGUAUGUAGUGCCCUCUCACUGUGCCAGUCCCUUCAGAAGCACCUUGCAGCAAUGAAACUUCAGAAACAACUCCAGUCCAAUAAGAUACCAGAGCUGGACUUCUCUGAGCUGGCGUCCCCAUUCAUGGCUAAUGUGCCUCUUCUCCUUUACCCUCAGGACAAACCCAAGCAGAAGUCUAAGGGAAGUGGGGAGGUAUGCCAGGAUUGCAUUCAGCUGGUUACUGAUGUUCAGGAAGCUGUGAGGACAAACUCAUCUUUUGUAAAGUCUUUGGUUGCUCAUGCCAAGGAGGAGUGUGACCGUUUGGGACCUGGAAUGUCUGAUAUGUGCAAGAACUAUAUCUCUGAAUAUUCUGACUUGGCUAUCCAAAUGAUGAUGCACAUGAAGGAUCAGCAACCGAAGGACAUCUGUGCCAUGGUUGGGUUCUGUCCUUCUGUGAAAUCUGUUCCUCUCCAGACUCUGGUGCCAGCUCAGGUGGUUCAUGAAGUGAAAAUGGAAACUGUGGAGAAAGCCCCAGUUCAAGAGAAAACUUUUUCCUUGUGUGAAAUAUGUGAGACCAUGGUAAAAGAAGUGACUGGCCUUUUGGAGAGCAACAAGACAGAGGAGGAGAUUGUGCAUGAAAUGGAGGUGGUCUGCUACCUGUUUCCAGCAAGUGUCAAAGACCAGUGUAAGGACUUCAUAGAUGUCUAUGGCCAGGCUCUGAUUGACAUGCUCUUGGAGGCAACGAAUCCUGAAGCUGUGUGUGUUAUGCUGAAAUGCUGUGCGACCAACAAGCCUCCACAGCAGCCAGUUUUAGUGAAACCUGCAGGUGGCUUCUGUGAUAUCUGCAAGAUGGUGGUAGCUUAUGCGGACAAAGAACUAGAGAAGAAUGCCACGACAGCUGAAAUUGAAGCUUUACUGGAAAAAGUCUGUCACUUCCUGCCAGAGUCUGUCAGUGAUCAGUGUGUUCAGUUUGUGGAACAGUAUGAACCUGUGGUUGUGCAACUCUUGGCAGAGAUGAUGGAUCCCACUUUUGUUUGCACCAAACUUGGAGUCUGUGGAUCAGCUAAACAGCCUCUCCUGGGGGAUGACGCUUGUGUCUGGGGUCCAGGCUACUGGUGUAAGAACAUGGAGACUGCUGCUCAGUGCAACGCUGUUGAUCACUGCAAACGUCAUGUGUGGAACUAGAAGAAGAAUUUCCAGUUCUGAAAAUUUGCCAUGGCUCUUAAUGUGGGCCAAGGUUGGCGGAGAGCUGUAUCUCAAAUGUCCCUCCUCUCUGCCUCAUUAACAAUUUGACCUUCAAGUUCCUUUAUUGUAACUCUUCUGUAGCAAUGCUGCUGUUGAAGGAUCAGAUCUUCAUUGUUGACUUAACAGAGAUAUUUCUGAUUGUACAGUUUAACUCAUUAUGCUCCUAAAAAUAGUCAGUGUGUUGUAGAUUUUUUUAAUUGAUAGGCUGAAGUGUUUUUUAGGUGCUGGGAAGAAUGGCAGAGAAGGUGAAAUGAGACAACUAUUAUCUUUUAAUUUAAAAAAAGAACAAGAUAAUGACUAAACUUUCAAAUGUCUUUCUGUAGUCAGCAUUGGGAGGAUUACAUGCUUUGCAUUUUUAACAUCUGGCUGGAAUAUUAAUUUUCUGUGUAACUGUAGGGGAACUCUAAGAGAUAAUGUUGAAUCUGGGAAUCCCUUCGGCUGGAAUUUUCAAAGCUCUGCAGAUGCAGAGGAGGGGCCUUUGUGUGCCCAGAUACCUUUCAAAUUAACUGGUACCUAAAAAGAUGCAUUUGCAUUCAAGUGACCAUGUUUUUGCAUUUGGGUGACCAUGCUUACAGCUCAUGGUGUUAUCAUAGCUAAGGAAACCCUCCCUCAGCCUUUGAUCAUGUCCUUUUUAUUUCCUCAGACUAUUUGGUCUGAGCAUGGGUGUUCUACUGUCAAGCCCUUUACAGUGGGAUUUCUGUCUUCUGAAGCAUGCUGAUGUCCUUAAGGAAUGGCUCCUUUUUUUCUUCUUACCCCUAGUUGCUCAAUUCUGCUUAGUCUUGCAGCUUCCUACAUGCAGCCAAGCAGGUGCCAAGGAGGUGGAGUGAGCUGGGUUGGUAGAAGAUAGAGGGGAAAAAGUCAUCAGGAGCUGUGCAUAUGUCAAAGUGAGUUCAGUAUAGAGGGCAGAAUGCAUGGAAAAAUAAUUUUUAUUGUAAACUGCCCUUUGUUUCUUGAUCUUUUUUCCUUGCGUGGCAUAUUUCAGUCAUCUAAAACUUCAGAGGUGCUAUGAGACUUGUGGGGAGUUUCUGUUCACACCACCCGUUCUCACUGACGCUCAAACCAUUUGAGUAGUUUGAAGUUUUUUUUUUCCAGAGUUCCCAUUUCUGUUGGGAAAUGAGUCUGAGUAGCACGCGGAGGUGGCAGAUGGUGAGAGCUCUGCAGUGGGUAUUUGGCAGCUCUGCUGGUGUACCUGACAACCUGCCUUUCAUGUCCUUGCAGCAUCCUGCUGAAACGGCCUGAACUUCUCAACAAAAAAGCCUUUCAGGGCAGGCUGCUGCCCUGGAAACAAGUCAGGCCCUUGAGGUUAGGGUCCUUGAGAACGAGAAUCCUGCUUAUGUUGCUUGAGACAGACCUUGCAUCCCCUACCAGCAAUUAGUGUGUAGUUCUGAUCAAGUUAACCCCCAAAAUGGAGGCACCAGAGUAGCUCUGAGGAGACCUUUGGGAAGGAGGAGCUGGGCAGAGGUGGAGCUUUGAAAAUUCCAGUCCUGUUCAGAAAGGUGCCAGCAACUGCUACUGUUCCUGUGAUGUCUCGGGCGAGGCGGGAGCUCGAGUAACAACGCUUUAGCAGCAAGCAAAGUAAUUUUCAUACAGUUCAAUGGAAAACCACUCGACUGCAGCUUUUUAGCUAUUUACGUGUACAUACUAAAUGUCUGGGCACUGUUGACAGAUAGCAAUACCGGUUUGUCUUUCCCAUUUGCAUUUGUACAGAACACUGAAACACUCGUGGCUUAAAAAAAGAAAAACAGUUUCUCCUAAAGAUGUAAAAUACCUGCAGCUUUGUCUUGACAGGCUUGUGCAGUGGCUCCAGCAGUGUAUCCCUGUUGGGGUAGGUAGGAAGGAAGUGGGCUCCCUUCAGCAUUGCUGCCCUGGAGGUACAGGUUGUGUUACAGGCGUGUGGUCUGGUAUUUGAUUUUUUUUUUUUUUUUUAAACUGAAUGGUGUUCUCUUAACAUGAUUUUUUUUGGGGGGGUGGGGGGAGGUGGGAAUGGAUUGACACUUGGUCUUAAGGUUGGCAAGGUUUUAAUUUUCUUGGGGUUUUAGUAGUGAAGGAUUCAUGCUAGCGAGCUGUCGGGCGGGGUGAACCAGGGGAAAUCCUGUGCUAGCGCUGGGAAGUUUUCUCCCUUCCUGUGGACCGUGGCACCUGACCCGCUUGAGUUACGCUGGGGGGACACACGUGCAGUUGCUUUCUAAAGAACAUUGUCUUGAUUUUGCACAAAAGCUUCCUUAAUGAACAAUAAAAACUUCUGUAAACCAUAA
Messenger RNA from Athene cunicularia (burrowing owl), 3857 nucleotides. It is a transcript of the gene PSAP, whose product is annotated as prosaposin. Gene Ontology annotation, biological process: sphingolipid metabolic process. Gene Ontology annotation, cellular component: lysosome. The transcript is spliced from 15 exons. NCBI's taxonomy places the organism in Eukaryota, Metazoa, Chordata, Aves, Strigiformes, Strigidae. The record is from RefSeq and is a predicted model, not a curated record. The annotation marks the transcript as partial.